This is a messenger RNA of Peromyscus maniculatus bairdii (prairie deer mouse), 9821 nucleotides long. It is a transcript of the gene Rab30, whose product is annotated as RAB30, member RAS oncogene family. NCBI's taxonomy places the organism in Eukaryota, Metazoa, Chordata, Mammalia, Rodentia, Cricetidae. The record is from RefSeq and is a predicted model, not a curated record. Gene Ontology annotation, biological process: Rab protein signal transduction. Gene Ontology annotation, molecular function: GTP binding; GTPase activity.
GCUGCUGCUGCUGCUGCUGGGCUCGCUAUUGCCGCUCGCUCCAGCUGAGCCCUGAGUAGCAGCAGGACCAGGGCAGGGACUGACUCUAGUCCUUGGACUUAGGACACCGCAGCACCUUCCCUUACGUGCGUGAUUAAUUCGCAUAUCAUUUCUGUUUAUGCCUGGGGUGGGGAGAAAAAUCCCAAACCAGCCGUGUAAAUGAGUAUGGAAGAUUAUGAUUUCCUGUUCAAAAUUGUUUUAAUUGGCAACGCUGGAGUGGGAAAGACGUGCCUAGUUCGAAGAUUCACUCAGGGUCUUUUCCCCCCAGGUCAAGGAGCCACAAUUGGAGUUGAUUUUAUGAUUAAGACAGUGGAGAUAAAUGGUGAAAAAGUAAAGUUACAGAUCUGGGACACUGCGGGUCAAGAGAGAUUUCGCUCAAUCACCCAAAGUUAUUACCGAAGCGCCAAUGCCUUGAUCCUCACCUAUGACAUCACCUGUGAGGAGUCCUUCCGUUGCCUUCCCGAGUGGUUGCGAGAGAUAGAACAGUAUGCGAGCAAUAAGGUCAUCACUGUGUUAGUGGGCAACAAGAUUGACCUGGCUGAAAGGAGAGAGGUCUCCCAACAGAGGGCAGAGGAAUUCUCAGAGGCUCAGGACAUGUAUUACCUGGAGACUUCAGCCAAGGAAUCUGAUAAUGUGGAGAAACUCUUCCUUGACUUAGCAUGCCGACUCAUCAGUGAAGCAAGACAGAAUACACUGGUGAACAAUGUAUCUUCACCCUUACCCGGAGAGGGGAAAAGCAUCAGCUAUUUGACUUGUUGUAAUUUCAACUAAAGGCUGAGGCAAAGAGAAUCAAAGGGAAUCAGUAGUUGCCUUGGUGGGCCGUAUGUUGCUAGGGAAUCUGGCAAUGACUAUGGCUCCUGCUCUUGGACCUUCUGACUCCUGUAGGCUCCAGAGCUUACAAAGCAUGCAGGCCAAGGGCCUCGACUGCAGGCCAGCAUUAGCAGAACACAUAAUGGUUUCAGCCUUUUGCAGUCUGGCAUUGGAGCAAGGAGAAAAUUGCACUAAGCGCUCCAUGAUCUGCAGAGCAUGUUGCUUUUGUUUUUUAAAAAGCAAGUAAAAAUGCAUUCCUGAACACAGUGCAGGGGAUCGUGUACUGCAGGAAUCCCUCCUGUGUGUCAGCGGGUGCAUGUGGGGCUGUUCUCUAGGCUUCAGUGGUAAUCUGGUGCCCGUGGUUUUCUUGUCUACCAGGUAAACCAAAACUGGAAAGGCCCAGUUCUGUCUCUGUGGUACUUAUUGACAACCCCAUGGAGAUUUUGAAAAGUGUUAUUUCUUUUGUCCACAAGCACUUUCAAAACCUUUGGGAUGUAAAAACAAAAACUCUUCUCAUGACCAACAGUAAAAAUUAUUGUCUAAUAACAUACAGCUCCAUGACUCCUUUUGGUGCUAAUGAUUAUGGUAUUUCACAGACCAAACGUUUUACUACAUUGAUAUUGAUACCCUUAGAUGUAUUACCUAGAAAUAAAAAGAAAAUGGGGGAAAUCCAUGAAUCAGCAGUCUUUUUCAACGCUUCAUUACCACCUUUUCUAGGAUGGGUUUGGACAUGAGAAUCCCUUUUCUUUCAUAUUCUCCUUGAAAUUUCUAAACUUUCUCCUGUUCUUUCAAACACCUUUCCUGCCCUUUAAGUAAAUCAAAGUCUGAAAAAAAAAUGGGGAAAAAUACAAUGGAUGAUGGUGUUAAAAUAAAAAAGAUUAGUUGUAAGACAUUUUGAGUAGCGUGGGAAAACAGAGCAGAUAUGACCAAAAUACUGUGGAAUACGGACUUACUGCAGAGCAGGGUUCCAGACAGAGCACAGUCCUUCAUAACAAGACGCACCUUUUCCUUUCUGGAACUACCCUUGGCUAGACCAAGGCUUAGGAGUUUGUAGACAUUUUUAGUAUGAUAAGUGAGAAUAGCAACAGAUGAAAAGUUUCACAAACCAUUUUUGUAUCUUCAAGAAACUUAGGAAAGGCCUGCUUGGGAAGCAAGCCAAGUUGUCAUUUAUCAUCUUAUAUUAAUGUUGAUCUCAGAUUCAUGACAAUGCAUUCUUUUACCUUUAUCUUUUCUUUCCCCUGGUCUCACCUCAGAGCUUUCCUUUCCUCUCCCUCUUCUUCCUUUCCAUUCUGGUAUGCAUGUGUUACUGCAAAUCUCCAAUUCAAAUGGAGGUGUAAAUGCCUUUACUUAGCCAAUUUCAAAACAGGUUUCAGAUUGGAAGAUGUGCUGCUGAAUGGGUUCCUGUUUCUUCAGUGCUAUGAUUUGAUACCUUCUAAUUUGUUCAUGCUCAUGAAUGCAAAUUGCAACAGCAAUUAAAUCUGUAUAUGCUGUUGGCGCUGUCAGGUGUUUCUGGGCUUGCUGUAUAGCAUAACUGAGUGAUGAAUCACUGAAUGAGGAUAUGACGUGUAAUUCCACUGUUGGUAUUGAUGGUGACAAUCUUGGACCUGACAUGACACUCUUGGAAAGCUACUGAAUUGUAAAGCAGUGAGUCAACGCAGCCGGCUAUUGGUAACACAUUUCUAGCGUUUAUCUAGCAGACUUCAUAAUGUCCAAUCUCUCACAUGGGACUGCGUGUAUUAUUACCCAUCAUUGGUAUUAUAACUUGCUCUCUAUGCUUUCCUUCAUUCUAUAAGAAAGAGAAAGGCUUGCCAAAAGUUUGCACUGCCUCUAUACAGGGAGAAAAAUCACUUGAAUCGAAAAUCAAAAUCAUUUAUCAUUACCUUGACUUUUCUAUUAAGCCAACAACUAAAGGCAUCAAAAGAUAAACUAAUCAAGGUUACAGAAGAAUUUAUCUUUCUUCUAUGAGAGAAUGUCCCUAAAUUUAGAUUUAUUACUUUUCUUUACCAAAAACUUCUGAUCUCCUCUGCAUAUGAUGACUCAGCCUUGUCUCACAGCACGGUUAAAAAUAAUGUUGCGAGCUGGAGAGAUGGCUCAGAGGUUAAGAGCACUGACUGUUCUUCCAGAGGUCCUGAGUUCAAUUCCCAGCAACCACAUGGUGGCUCACAACCAUCUGUAAUGAGAUCUGGCGCCCUCUUCUGGCGUGCAGUUAUACAUGCUGUAUACAUAAUAAAUACAUCUUUAAAAAAAGAAAAAAAAAAAAAAAUAAUGUUGCUUUGUGAACUUUAAGGGCUUUGUUAGAAUGGACUAAUUUAGUUCCAGAAUAACAGUUUCUGGGGUCACAGUUAUGUUACGUUAUUCUUAUUUCUUAAGCAUAUAGCACCCCCAUCUGCCCUCCAGGUUCAGAAGCAGCUCAGGAGCUCUACUCCAGUUCCUCUUCCCCUGGGUCUCUGAGACGUUCAGGAGAUCACAGUCAUCAAUCCUUGGGCCGUUAGUGUGGACACCUGAGAAGCUGGACCCUUACGUUCCACAGUUCUGUGACUUUCAGAUUAGGCGUUUUGGAUAUUUGUCCAGUGAUGUGUCUCAAAUUUGAGAACAAUCUUUGACAAUAUUAUAGGUGCAAUAAAUACCAGUUUAAUAAAUGAUUCAUUGCCAAGAUGUUUUUUGUUUGUUUUUUUAAACGAAAGUCCUUAAAGUGGUAAUUGAGAAAGAGUUAUCUUAAUCUAGGGAAGGACAUAAAUAUUAUUUUGCCUAAUAAUUCUUAUUGGCAGGGCAAUAUCUGCUCUGAUAAGCCAGUUUUACAUAAAAUUAUUUAAUGGUGAAAAAAAAACCCAAGAUUUGGUUUAUUGUAAUGUAUUUUGGCUUAUCCUGACAAAACCAUAUCUUCUUACAUUUGUGAAAUGAUAUUUUUCUUUUUUUAAAUAAAAUUAUUAAAUACAUGGCAAUCUUCUGUAGCUUCCAAUGAAAAUACAUGUUCAGGUUCUAGAGUCACGCUGGGAAAAGAUCUAUGGAAUCAUAUGAUUGUCUGGUAUAGCUUUGUAUAGACUGUAUCCUCAAGGACUUAGUGAUUUCUCCUUUUCCUACACAAAGCUGUGUUCCUUUGUAUUUUUUAUGAGAUCUGUUGGAUUAUAUUAAUAUUUAAUUAUAUAGAGCCAAUUAUCUUUUGUGUAGACUUGUAAGUUGACAUCAUUGGCUUUUUCUGGCUUUCAUUUCUCACCCAUAUUUUAGUUCUUUUUGAUAUCAGCAUCUUCCCUAAGUGGCAAGACAAUAACUAAACAUGAAACAAAUGUAUUAGCAUGACAGUACAUCAAGUUCUGAUUGGGAAACUGAGAGACCACUGACCAAAACAGGAUGUUUGGACUAGCAUGAUUCAAGGCAAUGAGGCUUGAUGGAGGGAGGAAGCAGAUUCUUUAUCUUCUUUUCAUGAAAGUAUUCCUUGGAAGGACCCUAGUGACUGACUCCCAGUGUUAGAUCAAGGAUUGGCCAGUCUACUCUUUGGGCUAUCCCACAGCAUCAACUUUCAGUUAGACUGAUUCUGAAAAAAUAUCAGUUUCAAAUCAUUUUGAACUUUUUCUCGCCGCGCCCCCCCCCCCCCGCCCGCCCCCACGUAUGAUACCAGUGGCCUUAAAGAUAGGGAAAGUUUCUGAGUCUUUUUUUUUUUUUUUUUGGUUUUUCAAGAACAGGGUUUCUCUGUGUAGCUUUGCGCCUUUCCUGGAACUCGCUUUGGAGACCAGGCUGACCUUGAACUCACAGAGAUCUGCCUGCCUAUGCCUCCCGAGUUCUAGGAUUAAAGGUGUGCGCCACCACCGCCCGGCAAGUUUCUGAGUCUUAUUCCUACAGGACACUGUAGCACAUGGCCAUACAUACGUAAGGAUCGCUUUCCUAUUAGCUUCUGGAAGAAGUUGCAGGUUUGGGUGUUUUUUGUUUUUGUUUUGUUUUGUUUUGAGAAUUUGUAACUGCCAUGGUUUCCUUUCUUCCUUCAGCCAUGGUCUUGACAGGUUUGUUUCACAUCUCUUCCUUCUGACAAAAUGUGUUCCACCUAAGCAAUUACUGUUAAACACUAAACAAAGAUGUAUUUUCUCCUCUGGGUUUUCUGUUCCUGUGGCAUGAGUUUAUCUGUGUUUGAAAGGAACACUGCCUUCCCUUACACUGUACACACAGGUAAUAUUAGUUUGAUAUUAUCCCUUCAGAUCAGUCAUUAAUAUUGAAUAAUGUAGCUGGCAUUUCAUCUCCUUCCUAAAUCUCAGGAUGUUCUUGGUAUAAUUACUCCUGGGAGGCACUGCCUUUUUUGUUUUGUUUUGUUGUUAUUUUGAGACCAGGUCUUAGUCUACAUAGAAAUCACAUUGUAGUUCAGACUGGCUUUGAACAUUUUCUUGCCUCAGUCUUACUGGGAGUAUAGAUGUGAGCCACACUGCUAUCUUGGUGAUCUUUGAAAUUAAAAACAAACAGAGGGAUAACUCGCUGUGUAAAUGAGCUUAACAUUUAAGAUAGUUAAAGAUUAUUUGAAGGAUUUUUGUGGGAUGUGGCAUAGAGAGGAAUAUAACUAGUAGAUGCUUCACAGUUCAAAGAGGUAGAAUGCAGACCACCACAUUAAAUAAAGCCCUAGAGCUGCAGACUGGGCUCUGUGUUAGGGAGGAUUUCUCAAAACAUUGGAACCCUCUGGUAGCGACUGCCUUUCUGUCAAGCAAAGGGUAGAUAUAAACUGUAAAGAAAAUGUGGAGAUGACCUACCUUGUUGAUUGAGGGUUGAACCAGAUGCUCUAGUAACUCAAAUUUCUAUAUGGUAGUACCUUUCCUUAUGCUCAACUAAAUAUAUGUUGACCAGCAACUAAUGACAUUUAAAAGAGAAAAGGCUUUUUCUACUGUCAUAAAUGCACUACCUUCUAGGGAAAAGGUUAACUAUGUAUCCUUAGGCCAAACUAUGUAUCCUUAGGCUAAACUAGAAAUGCCUUGUCAGUCCCUGUUGAAAUCAAACUGGCUUCCAUGUUAAAAAUGGAAGAGGUAUGUAUCAUUUAGGCCAGGGCUAUGUGAAAUCAUGGAAAUUAUUCAUCUCAUUUGGCUUAGUACACAAUGUCUUCUCUUCGGAAUUUUAGAAGUGUUUUAGCGUAAGAGGAUCCUCCAUUAAAGAGUCCCUCAGUAGUCCAGUGUUCCAUGAGAGGAGGAUAAGGAGGGUCAUCGGCAGAAAUCCAUCCUUAAGAUCUGCUUGAGGAAGUCUCAAAUGACAUUUGAUAGGUUUUCUUGAUUUGGGGGAAAGUGAGUUUGAAAGGGUGAAGGCCAAUUGGCUUUAUGUACAAAGUAACAAAACAGGGCUUUAACUUGAAAAUAAAAUCACUUAAAGCAGUUUUUGCUAAUUAAAAUUUAUGAAAUUCCAUUUUUAAAAUAGCGUAUACCCUUUCCAGUCUGACAGGUGGCUCUUCCUUAGUCUUUACAAAAGCAAACCAUUGCGCUUGAAUCAGUAUGGGGAGAAAUAUACUUAAUUUGGGUGGGACUUUCUCUGACUCCUUGUAGAGGAAAUCUGAAGACAAAGGCUGGUUGCCAGUUCUUCUUUGGCCUCAUCAGGUGUAUGAGUUUAUUUUUAUUUUUAUUUUUCUUGCUUUUCACCGAUUUAAAGCAGAAUGGCAGAUGCUGAGCCAUAUUCCAAUGAAAUUCUUGGUCAGUGGCGAUGCCAGAGGGUGAUAAAGGGAGAGGCAUAAAAGUGGGGCACUAGGUUAGCUGUGUGCAGCCUUACAAUAUAAAAGUUAGUGAAGGCUGUGGGCAAAGUUUGAACUGGAGUUUUCUCAUCUGUGAGAUGAACCUGUUAGGAAUAUGCUGAAAAUUAGAUGAGGUAAAUUAAAAAUAUGUUGCUCAGCAAAUAGGAGGAACUCAGAUAUUAGGGUUUUUUGUUUUUGUUUUUGUUUUUUCUCUACCUACUCUAGACUUUGGAAGUAGGGGCACUGACAUGUGACUUUAGUCCCAGGUACUGGGGAAGCCGAGGUGGGAGCUAGGGUAACAAAGGGAGACUCCAUUUCUAGACUUUAAGAAAUGGUUUGGGGCAGUCUGUUACAAAGAAAAGAAUUCUAUUUCUACAAGGAAAUCUCUAAUUCACUUUGUUUCUUUCCAUACAUCUUGGGAGACAUUCUGUCUCAACAGACGAUUCCAGGGUUGUAAAUUCUUUAUCAGGAAACUCUCUCUUAGAACUGAAAUACCUCACAGUGCAAUGAAAACCUCUUCUUGGUCUCAUUCUCCAUGGGAAGACCAUGCCCUGGUUGUUAUCUUUAAGGGGUUACAUUUGCUGUCUACUGUCGCCCUUGUUUGUGUUUGAAAACUAGGUCACAAAAGCAUGUUAAGGUGGUUAUUGUUAUCCUCUUGGUGAACAUCAGGGUAGUUGUUGACUCUUAGUUUCUUACUGGGAUCAGAUUUAGAUAAUGAUACUAUUGAUUAGCUCUUCAAUUACUCAUGCAUUUCUCCUGUUACUAAUAAUGUAUAAUGAAUGACCAAGAAAGAGUAAUUCUGGUUGUGUGGCUCUUCUUUCCAUCUGUAGGUAAAAAUGGAAUCAUAAAUCCCAGUUAUAGGGUCUGCUUUUAGAAUUUAAUUCCAUAUAUGACAUCACUUGAAUGUAUUACUAAUACUCCAAGAUAUUUUUAUCCUUCUUUCUAUGUAUGUGCUACAUUUUGAAAUAAAAAUUGGGGUACUAAUCUCCCAAUAGAGCAAAAAUUCAAAUACAGAGUAAGAAAAGAAUCUGUUUGGUUAGAAUAAUUCAUUAGUUGGUGAAUGGCACAUAGCUUUUGUUUAAGAUUACACAGUUAUGCCUGGGUAGAAUAAUAAUAAUAAUAAUAAUAAACUUGAUAAAGCCCUCUGAAAAAAAGCUGCUAAGCAUAUUGCUUCUGGAAUGUAAUCAUUAGGAAUAAAUAUUCUCAUGUCCUAUACAAUUACAGAAUGUUAGUGGAACUUUCUUGUAGACUAUUUGACAAUGAAUGUCAGUUGAUUUACUAAAUGAUUUUUUAAAGUAAUUUUAUCCUUUAAGGACUGGUUGGGAUUUUCAGGUCCCUGACAUAAAACAUUUCGAAUGAUUGGAAUGCUGGCUUCUAACUUCUACUCAUUGGAGUGUCCGUCUAGACAUACCAGAUGGUUAGAGCUCCCUUGAUGGUGUGUAAACAAGACACACAAAGCUGUCUUAACUAGUGCAUGAGUAAAAUUGCUAUUUUCAGAAAAGAACAAAAUCCUGCUAAAAAUUUCAAUAAAGAACUAAGACAAGAAUUUUAAAAAAAGUAUGCCCUGUAUAUUAUUGCACACACUUUAUUGCAUGACUUUUAGCAUAGGGAUGAAAUAAAAUACAAAAUAUUUAAUUCUGGAGAUCUCAGCAGCUAGUUAAAAUAUUUACAGAAGCUGCUUUGUGAAGACUUAGAAAAUCCUUGAUUUUCUUCAUUUUCUUAAUCUCUCCAUUAAAACACAGAUAUUUUACAUAUACAGUUUCAGCAAACAGGUUGACCAGUGAAUUUUACAAACUCAAUUCCCAAUAUAUGGCUACUGGUGUUAUGCAUAAGAUCUCAGUAAACGACACAUAUAUAUCACUAUAUAAAUUCUAACAAUCUACUUUAAUAUAAGCAUAGUUCUUGGUUUUAAAUGUCAAUAUACAGAUAUUAACAGUACAAUAUAUAUUUUGUGUCCAUGUAUUAUUUUUACUUAACAAAAAGGCCAUUAGAAAUAUAAGCCACUGGUAACCCAAGUACAAUUAGUUAAAUACAUUGUGUAGAAAGAAGAUUUAUAAAAAAAAAAUUCAAUCCAGUUUCAAAAAGGGGACAAGGAAGAACCAGGAACCCAAACAAAAUGUUUUAAAGUUAAAUUAUGUCUUUUAAACAUUCACACAAUCCACACACAGUAACUCACCCCUUUGAAGUAUAAAAUGCAGUGUUUUUAGUAUACUCAUUAUAUUGUACAUUUCACUACUCUCUAACUUCAGAAUAUGUCAUUCCCAAAAGGCUCUGUAUCCAUUAGCAGGCAAACUUCCUCCUUCCCCUGCAUCUGGCAAUGGUCCAUCUGUUUUCUGUCUCUAUGGAUUUGCUUUUCAUAUAAUAUAACCAUACAAUGUGUGGCCUCUUGUGCCUGGCUUCUGUUAAGAUUUUCAAGGCUCAUCUGUGUUGUAGCAUGAGUCAGAACAUCCUUUUUAUGGCUAAGUAAUAUUCCAUUGUGUGUAUGUGUAUAUAUGUGUGUGUGUGUGUGUGUAUGUGUGUUGUGUGUGAGUGUGUGUAUUAUUUUAUUUGUGACCUUAUCACAUUUUGGAUAUUUAGAUUGUUUCUACUUUCUGGUUAGCAUAAGUAAUGCUGCUAGAACAUUUAUGUAAUUUUUGUACAUGGUCAUAUGGUUUCUUACACAUCUCAAAAACAAUUAGACUAACAAAUCAAGCAAUUUGUAUUUAUUUAAAUAGAACAUCUUAAAGUCCUGCUUGGAGAAUGAAACUUAUGAUCUUGCUUAAAUUGAUCAACAGGACCCCUGAAUAAUGCCUAGCUGUCAGGUUUAUUUGUGAGAAUCUUUCUGUGAGGAUGUCAUUUUAAUAUUGUUACCAAUUUUAUGAGGACUCCUUCAGUCUUUGUAGAAAUUACAUUGUCAUCACUGAGAAUUUCAAAGUGCUCAGCAUUCCUUUAAAGACAGCUACCAAUCAUACUGGAGAAGGCAUUCAUUAAACCUGGUAGGAUCAUUCAAUCAAUGAAGGAGCAUUUUAAAGGCAUGGUUUCUUAUUUAUCAAGUAUCUCAACAUUUGGAUCUUCCUCCUUGGAAAAAAGAUCAUCAAAUCGCCAAACCUACUGACUGUUGUAGUUUAAGUUUUAUUAUUAAGAAGUAAUUCAUAACGAGAGUAAAAGUGUAAAGGAUGUAUUUUGUGUGUAAAGAAUGAAUGUAUUUAACAAAAUCUUUUUAUUUGCAAUGAUUUUUUUAAAAAGCUGAAUGGAAAUUGAUUUCCCAUGUACUUGUACAUAAAUAAACAUUUCCUGUUGCCCCCAA